Molecule: messenger RNA, 1737 nt
Organism: Ilyonectria robusta
Lineage: Eukaryota; Fungi; Ascomycota; Sordariomycetes; Hypocreales; Nectriaceae
Exons: 2
Coding region: 1-1737 (578 amino acids)
Molecular function (GO): protein binding
Source: RefSeq, a predicted model, not a curated record
AUGUCUACCACACUCCCAUAUCUUCACAAAAAGCCAACUUUCUCUAUGCGGACCAAAAAGAAAUGCCCACAGUGUCAGAUUCAGUACCAAAUCAAGCACACAUGCCCUGGUCGAGGGCACAAGAAGGGCUUCAAUAAGCCGCUGAAAAACCUGAACAGUGACCAGAGCGAUUUGGUGAUGUUGAUCGCGUUUCUUGGCGGCAAGGUCCCAAUUAAGUUACUAGAUCGGCUGAGGACCAGCAAAUUGAUAUGGGGAAAUGGCGGCGAUGUCCAGCUCAAGGCUUAUGGCGACGUGCCUGUGGUUGCAGAUGAAAGCCGCUUUAAGAAAGCCAUCCAAGUCUUGAAAGAGGGUACCAUUCUUUCUACUGCAGAGCCGGGUCUCUUAUCGAUCAAUCCCGAACUUCUUCAACGCAUCAUUACCCAAACAAACCAACAAAACUAUUGGAAGCUGCAAGCUUUGAUGGCUGUAAUGCACGCCUUUCCAGAGCAUCGACAUCUUGAGCCAGCAUUUUACUUUGCCACCGUGAACAGUCUUCUCCCUCUCUUGCAACACGUUUUGACCUACAUUGGUCAGCAAGCUGUUGGCUGCAACCUUGACCUUUCUCAGACUUCUGAGAUUGUCAAUGUUUGCCUGUCCAGCUCCUGUUUUCUCAACAUGGGCUGGAAAGAAAAUGUUCUCGGCGUUGCUGAAGGAUUGUUGACUCUCCAUGGCCAAACUUGCUCGAGAAUCCGAUUGCGAAGGAUGGCGCUAGCACGCAUUUCGAUGAAGCAGGCAGAGACACAGAUCGACCAGGUUCGAGCAUUGAUAACGGAUAACCACCCUCAUGACAAGCGAUCCAAUGCCCAUUUUGCAGAAAUGUUGCUGUUCGAGGCACGUUUGUUGGUCGACCUUGAGCGGCAUUCGGAAGCCCUCUCUGUGUUGAGCACCUUCAAAGUACGGGAUCCUUGGGACAUCUCAAAGUUGGAACAGAUUCAACUCAGCGAAAUGACUUUCCUUCGAGGGCUAAUAGACCGUUAUGAUGGAAACUUCAUAGAGUCUCGGGUUUGUUUCUUGCAGCUUCUUGGGCAGUUACCCUCACCUCCAAAAAUAAUGACCCAGCUCAGCGCAGUAUCUUGCGAGAUUGGCCAAUUUCCGUUCGCCAUAGCCUCUUUGAUUGACGAACUCAGAUCACUAGCGAGAUCUGGUUAUCCCAAAGAUGGCCAGAAUGUCCGUCGCUUGCGACUAUCGCUCGCGGAAGCCUAUCUCAUGAGUGCUGUGAAGUUGGUAGCCAGUCAAUGGGAGGACAUCAAGGAGCACAAGAUCUCCCUCCAAGCUUUGGAGCUGAUUGGUAAAGCAAGAGAGCAGAUUGAAAUCCUGCGCAGGCACUUAGAAAAUGCCGAUAAUCUCCAGAAAGCCGGCAUAAUUAACAGAUUCCGCAUUUCCUUAGUCGCCGCGAUCGCAGAGCAUCUCGCCGGCGACCCUCUUUGUGCCGUUUCACGCUGGAAUGAGGCACUGGAGUUUUCACACACGUCUUGGCCGGACAGCUAUUCAGACAUGAUCAUCGCAUAUUCUAAAGCCGACUUGAUGUACAGGCUUGGGGAGCAGGUUGCAGCUCUUGACUUGGAGCAAUUUGCUUUUAAGCUCCAUUCGAAAACUCGACGCCGGUACCAUUUCACUGGCUUUGGAACAAUUUGGCCUGAAUGCGUGGGGAUCUCGAUGAGAGUGCGUCACGGUAGACUUCCUUUGUAUAACUAUUAA